Molecule: messenger RNA, 3097 nt
Organism: Moneuplotes crassus
Lineage: Eukaryota; Ciliophora; Spirotrichea; Euplotida; Euplotidae
Source: the annotation of a GenBank genome assembly
AUGAAUAAAUCUAGUAAAGGGAAAAGAGAAAACAACUGAUAUAUUUAUGUUGGAUGGGCAAACAGGCAGCAAAAAUAAAGUCUCGGAGAUGAACAUGAUGGAGGGAAUAAGUGAGGUUAAUCUCUUAAGAAAUAACUCCCAUGAUUCCUUUGAUUCGAUAUUCAACAAAGAACUAGACCUUGACAUAGAGGAAGUUCCAAUGGUUUUGUAUGAACUCCAUGAAAACGCAAUCUAUUAUAUUGAAAGAGAAGAAUGGGAGAAAGCGCUUGUCUUAUUACAGAAAGCGCAGAUUAUUAUUGAGCAAGCAAAUGUAGAGAGAUUCAAAAAGGAUAGACUUGUUAUUAUAAUCAUCUUCCAUAAUACUGCAUUGUGAUAUCAGAUGCUUGGGUCUUUAGAAGACGCCUCGUUAUUUUUAGAGACUUGAAUUCUCAAUCUAGAAAUUCUAUCGAUGAUGCCUUGUUUUCAGAAAACGGAGGUUAAAUCGAAUAUUCUAUCCCUUGAAUGAAUUCUGAGAAUGCAAUUAUGAGCUCUUUUGUCUCAGCUGCAUAGACACCAGGAAGCCCUUUAUCAUUGCCAGAUAGCUGUGAGGAUAGGCCAUUUUAUAUUUAAAGACUUGAAGAGAUAUUGUGAAUCCCUUGUAUACAGAGAAAGCUACGCUAAUAUUGAUAAAUAAACAGGAUGAAGAGACUGAUUCCAAGCAUCAAAAUUCUCCAAAAGCAAAUUCUAAGCUUCCCACGACUAGAAUAGAGGUAAAAACUGAUAGGUCAAUGGAUAUGAAUAAGCUAAGAUCAAGUGCAAGAAAAGGAAAUAUGGAACUGAAAAAGAAAGAUACUAGCCGCAAAGGAUCUAUAAAUUCAGCAUCUACAGAUGAUUCUGACGGAGAGCCAAUGUCAAUUUUUCAUAAAGGUUACAAGAAGAUUUACCCUAUACUUAAAGAAUUUGAGAAAUAUUUAGUAAAAGAGGAUAAUUUACAAAGCAAGUUAAAUAACUUCUCUACUGAUCAAAAAGAUACCCUAAAGAAUAAAGAAAGAUUUCAAUAUAAAGUCUCAGAGCAAGAGAAGUUGAUCAAGAGCAGAAUUGAGGAAAUCACAAAGAAUGAGGAGGUUAAUCUGGAAAAUAUGCUAGGGUUUAUUAACCAAAAGAAGCUGAAUUCUUACCUCAAUAUUUCUAAUAUUAUGAGGCUCAAUAAAUUGGAUUUCAAUGAUCUUUAUUACACCAGAGAUCUAGAUAUGACGCUUACAAGGAAACCUAUUUUAGAAAAGAUCAUGCUGAUUAUAACUUCCUAUUUUUGAAUGGGAACUGAAUUGAGAUUUCUAAAGCAGCUACAAGUGGAUGGCUUCAAAGAUUCAGUGGAAGCCCAAUUUUGGCAUGGAAAUGCACUUGAAAUGGCAUUUGUUUUUCUUCCAAGUGAGUCUCCAUACGUGAAGCAUUUGGUUCAUUCAUAUACAAAGCACCAUUCUCCAUCUUCUCAGUCAAUUCCUGAGGGUUAUGAGAUGGCUCCAAAUGUUAAAAUUCUGAGAGCACUUCGAGGAGUGCAUAACAGUAAAUCAAACCCUAUUAUUCAAGACUGCGAUUACAUUUAUAACUCGAAAUCUGAUCUAGACAUUGAAAGUAAAGUCUCAAAAGAAUUUUCUCAAAAUAUGAUUAAGCAUAUAAAGAAUGCAAUGGUAAAGAUAUCCCCACUUGAUAUGCCUAAUAAUGAUUAUUUUAAGUAUAUUGAUGAUAAAAUGAUUGAACUAGGAGUAAAAAAUCAAAGCAGAACCAAUGAGAAUAAGCAAAGGAAAAGUAUAGCAUCUGAAAGAGAAUCAUGAAUAAUGCUUAAUAAAGUCCAAACUAGAGAUCAAGAAGUUCAAGUUGCUCCUGAUUUCAAACCUACUAAGGUUUAUAUUGAUAGAGCCUUAAGUGCAAAAUGAUUGACGACUAAAGUUUUCAAGCCAAAGUUAAAACAGACAACUGAUGCUGCAGUUAACACAAAAGAAAGAUUUAUUCUAACUCAGAAAAAUGAUAGCCGAUAUUCAUCUGGGAAUAGCAGCUUAAAUACUCCAUCAAGCGGAGCGUUAUUUGCUAAUCGUAUAACUAAAUAACUCUCAAAGUAGGCACUCUAAUGAGCUAGAACGGCAGUAUAUGUUAAAGAAGAAAUAUAAUGAAAAAUUACAAAAUUAUCCUCACACAAGGUUGACUCCAGGAUCUUAUGAUUCUCAAGACAGGCCGAACUCAAUAGCUGGUUCAAUUAAAUUAAGGAAAAGCCAUGAUUCUAGUCAAUCUUCCCUUAAAAGUAACAAACUGGAGAUGUAUGAUAAUAAGAAAUACAAUUCUAGUAAAAAUCAUUUCAGAAAAUCUGAGAAUAAUCAGGUACUCUCACAGAAUAAUAACAAGAGGAGAACGAGUAGUUCAAAAAGAAGAUAUCACCAAAACUCGAAUAAAAUCUUUGUAAAUAAACAUUUAACAAGCCUUGAUCAUGGAGCAGCUGAAAGAGGGCAAGGAUUACUUCCUCAAGGAAAUACCGCUGGUUCUAAUAUGUCUUUUGAUGAAGAAGUGAAUAAUAUCAGCAAAGGACAUAGAUCUAAUCAUAGUCUGAGUUCAAUUGACCAUCCACGACAAAAUAGAUACUCAAAAAUCUCUAUGGCAAAUCCUAGCAUCUCUAAGCCAAAAAUGAAUCCUAUCCGUAUCAGCAAUAAAGGUUUUAAUAAUAGAAGUAACAGUAGUUCUACGAUAAAAUAAGAAGAAGAGCAAAUCUUCUAAUUUAUCAGUUUCCCGAAUAGACCAGUCAUUUCCUCGCGAUGAUAAUAACUAUCUAAAGGACUCAGGGAGCACUAAGGUCAGAAAAGGAACGAUAGAGAUGAAGAUUAAGUCGACUCUGAAUGAUCAAAUGAGUACUUUACAACAUCAGAUAAACAUAAUGAGUUUUGGUCAGAACCUAAAGACCCCUCAAUUCAAGAUUCCUAGCAAUCAAUUCCAGAUAAAGAAGCAGUAUUUUACCAAAGGUUUCUCAGAGAGUAACUCGAACAGAAGAAGGAAGAAGAGUCAAGAGCAAAAAGAGAAGAUCAAUCAUUCCAUGAUCUAUGACCAAGUUAGUAGACUAAAUCGUUAAUUUCAA